This is a messenger RNA of Acanthochromis polyacanthus (spiny chromis), 2744 nucleotides long. It is a transcript of the gene apbb3, whose product is annotated as amyloid beta (A4) precursor protein-binding, family B, member 3. Gene Ontology annotation, molecular function: transcription factor binding; amyloid-beta binding. The record is from RefSeq and is a predicted model, not a curated record. Bases 280 to 1713 code for a protein of 477 amino acids. Gene Ontology annotation, cellular component: nucleus; cytoplasm. Gene Ontology annotation, biological process: regulation of DNA-templated transcription. Lineage: Eukaryota; Metazoa; Chordata; Actinopteri; Pomacentridae. The transcript has 12 exons.
GACAUCAGCAGGAGGAGGAGGAAAACAGCAUCCUUCAUCAGACCGAGAGGAGAGAGGAAGAGGACAGCAGGAAACACGAAGAAGAAGAAGAAGAAGAAGAAGAGACGGGACAAGCGACACCGAUACAGACAGACAGACAGACAGAGAGAAACAAGCAGGAGACCGUAACGUCCUCUGGGCCUGAAUCAGUGUGUGCGUGUUUGUGUGUGUGUGUGUGUGUGUUUGUGUAUGUGUGUGUGUGUGAUCAGCUGAUUGGAACACACGUCGGUGGGUGGAGCCAUGAUGGGGAAGGAUUACAUGUUGGCCAUCAUCAUAGUCAACUAUGACGACAACAUCUGGACUGACCAGAACCUGCUGCUGGACCCUGAUCUUCCCUCUGGCUGGAGAACCAUCAAAGACUCCACAGGAACGUACUACUGGCACGUUCCCACCGGCACCACCCAGUGGCAGCACCCUCGCCUUACGGGGACACCGCAGCCGCUGGACACUCAGCAUGAGGAGGCUGCAGAGCAGAGCUCCAACAAAGAGACAGACGGACCGCCUGAGGACAGGUCGUCAUGGCAUGAAGAUGAUCUGAGCAACCACGACCCCGACACAAAGUGUUUUGCGGUGCGUUCGCUGGGCUGGCUGCAGGUGGAGGAGGAGGACCUGUCUCCGGGUCGCAGCAGCCUGGCCGUCAGUAACGUCAUCCAGCAGCUGUCUCACUGCAGCGGCCCCGAGCAGAGAGACAGGCUAGGAGCCUGGGGGGAGGGUCGGGAGAUGAAGCUGGUUUUGAAGAAGGACACUUUGACCCUGUUGGAUCCUCUAGACCACACCCCCCUCCACUGUCAGCCAAUCAUCAACAUUCGUGUCUGGGGAGUGGGCUGCAACAAUGGCAGGGACUUCGCCUUCGUUGCGGGGGAUAAGGACAGCUGCAUGCUGAAGUGUCACGUGUUUCGUUGUGACGCUCCGGCUAAAGCGAUCGCGUCGGCGCUUCAUGAAAUGUGUUCAAAGAUGAUGUCAGAGAAGACGUUGGUGAGGCCAUCUCGCUCUCUGACCAUGGAGAGCAUCUCACCUGAAGACCUGCCCAGACAAGUGGAGUUCCUGGAGGCGGUGCGGCAGCAGGUCCAGAAGUUUGAGGUCCAGUACAUUGGGAACCUGCCAGUGUCCAGAGCCAUGGGUAUGGAGGUGCUGAACCGGGCCAUCGAAAGCAUCAUGAACUCGACGGACCGCGACGACUGGGAGCCGACGGUGAUCCACGUCACCGAUAAUGUGCUGUCGCUGUGGAAGGGAGAGGACGGCGACGAGCCCUUCUGGGAGUGUCAGGUGCGAUUCCUCACCUUCCUGGGCGUCGGCCAUGACAGCCACACCUUCGCCGUGAUUGUCGAUGGCGGAACGCAGCGGUUCGAGUGUCACGUGUUCUGGUGCGAACCACACGCAGGAAUCAUCUCAGAGGCCGUGCAGGCGGCGUGCAUGGUUCAGUACCAGAAGUGUUUGGUGGCUCAGACUCCGCCUCCGAGGACCAAAUCGUGGCGUGCGGCCCCAUCUAAGGUCAAGCGAGCCAACUCCAUGGACGGCGCCGCCUUCCCCCCGCUCUCAUCCCGUCUCCAUGGCAGCGGCAGCAGCUCCGCCAUGAUGGCGUCCAGGAUGACGAAGGGGAACGGCGGCAGCGUGAGGAAGGGCAUGAUGGCCUUCUUCGAAACUUUUCGCAACAAACAGGCCGCCACGUCCUAAUGGUGGGUGGGGCUACUGGGGCCGGACUCACAGGUGCUGCUCAGGACAGCGUCUGAUUGGCUCUGGUGGUCCGACCGGCUGAUUGACAUCACCAGCAACACCAAAGCCGACGCCCACCGAGGAGCUGGCCCGCCAUGAUGUCAGUCUCACCUGUUUGUGCUGCUGAGCUGAACAAUGAAUGUCUGCAGGUUACCGGAUCCAGAGCUUCAAGAAGACCGAUCAAUAAUCAGCCGAUCAAUACCUUGUCUGUUUACAGAUGGACGUAAAGGAAGCAGCUCAGGACUGAGGGACUGUAAAUGCAUGUUCUUGAAGGAGGUUAACAGGAGAAUGAUACUAAACUUUAUUUUAAAAAAACGAUUGUCUCCCCUAAAAACAGAAACAUAGAAAAAUGUAGAGAAGAAGAAGAAGAAGAAGAAGUUCCUCAUCCUGGCUGUCAGAUCUGUUUCCUGUUUGUUCUACUUCAAGCUUCGUAUGUAGAAAUGCAAUAAAGCUGCACUGACACAUUCUGACCACCAGGAGGCCCCAAAAAUACUAAAUACACGGAACAUACUAAACAUACAGUACACACUAAAUGUACAGAACAUUCUAAACACAUAGAACAUACUAAACACAUAGAACAUGCUAAACACACAGAACACACUAAACAUGUGGCUUUAGUGAGUCUCCUGUUUCCUGUCAUGUGACGGGAAACAGUUGUCAUGGUUACCGUUGUUCAUGUGAACGCAACAGUUUGCAUGUUGUGAGGAACAGAAACAUGCAUAAACCUGUAAACAUGUAUGUUCUCUGUCCUGCUGCCACGUGAACAAUCUGAAGAUGUCCAUCAAAGCCCCGCCCACAGUGAGGACAGCUGCCUCCUGAUUGGCUGAAGCUGCUAUAGAUAGAAACCGUGGUGUGUUUAGUGUCCGUAGGAAGAUGUGAAACAGAAACUCUGAGAAACUGUCGCCGUCUUUCUGUUUCUGCAGUAAAACUUUGGCACAAACCAACGAAUGAUGUCAUGUAUAAAAGAAUCAAAAAUAAACCCAUUAAACUCC